Molecule: messenger RNA, 565 nt
Organism: Trematomus bernacchii (emerald rockcod)
Lineage: Eukaryota; Metazoa; Chordata; Actinopteri; Perciformes; Nototheniidae
Gene: ndufaf8
Product: NADH:ubiquinone oxidoreductase complex assembly factor 8
Exons: 3
Coding region: 188-400 (70 amino acids)
Biological process (GO): mitochondrial respiratory chain complex I assembly
Cellular component (GO): mitochondrion
Source: RefSeq, a predicted model, not a curated record
GACAGGGUCAACAAUAUGGCGCUGCCCAUGUAUUACAGAAAUGCUUCAUCUGCUAGUUGAUGUUUAUUUCUUAGUUUAAAUGCUUCAUAAGCUCCCUUUUAAAUUGAACACACGGUGAAGCAUUAUCUGUUCACCAGUGCUGUGUUCUUUAACCUAAAGGAACUAUUUUAACACCCGAACAGGAACCAUGUCUGGGUCAAAUGUAUGGAGUCGCAGUCGAGAGAAAUUUAGACUUUUCCCGGAACUUUUUGCACAGUGUUCACCAGAGGCAGCAACAUAUGGGAAGUGUGUGUCCGCCUCUACAACAGGCAGACAGGAGCUGAAGAAGGACAUGUGUGCUAAAGAGUUUCAAGCACUGAAGACCUGCUUUACAAAUGCAGCCAAGAGGAAAGCCAAAUGAUGGAAACUAUCCUAGCUGUUAAAGCGGACAUAAAACUUUGAGAGGAGAAAACAUGAAGUGUUGAUGGACCUCUGGUUCUGACAGCGUAUCUUGAUAACUCUUUCUCUUGUUGGUACUGUUAAUGAUCUAAAUGUGUGUAAUGUAAUAAAAAAAAUCACUUUUUUA